Messenger RNA from Eimeria tenella, 1065 nucleotides. RefSeq lists its product as uncharacterized. The coding region runs from base 1 to 1065 and encodes 354 amino acids. NCBI's taxonomy places the organism in Eukaryota, Apicomplexa, Conoidasida, Eucoccidiorida, Eimeriidae. The record is from RefSeq and is a predicted model, not a curated record. The transcript has 2 exons.
AUGCGGGCUCCGGCCCCCCUGUGUUUGCUGCCAGGCAUGCGCCGCAGCCCCGAGCGGGAGGAGCAGUGGCGUUUUAUUCCGGAGGCCCCUUAUGGGAUUUUGGCUUCGCGGCAAAACUUCGCGCGGAGUUUCACAGCCAAAGACAAGGCCUGGAUAGAGAAAGUCAUUGAAAACCGGCGCCGCCGCGCUGCGCAGAAGCAGCAGCAGCAGCAGCAGCAGCAGGGCGCGGAGACGCAGGCCCGCCCAGCAGCAGCAGCAGACACAGCAGCAGCAGCAGCAAACACAGGAGCAGCAGCGGAUGAGGACCCGCAGAGGCCGGGUUGCGCAGAGGAGCCGCUGCCAGGGGAAGCUGGCCCCCCGGGGCCCCCGGAGUGGGGGCCCCCCAUAGGGGAGCCCGGGGAGGUACUGCCCCCUCCCCCCCUUCCAGCCCGCCCCGGGGGGCUCCUCAUGACUCCCGAAGAGGCUUAUCACCGCCAGUACGCCCACGUGGCCCUCCCGCUCUCCACGGGCUGCGCAGCCCCCAAACUGCUGCUCCCCAAUAGGCUCCAGCUGCCCCCCACGCCUACCCCUGGGGCCCCCCGGGGGCCUCUGGGGGCCCCCGGGGGGGCCCUUCGGGAGGGGGGGCCCCCCUGGCCGGUGGCCUACCGGCAGCUGGGCCAGAGCGACCUGUACGUGUCGGAGGUGGGCCUGGGCACGAUGUUCAUGGGGGGCCCCCAGGGGCCCCCAGCGGGGAAAGGGAACUGCAACAAUCCCAGCGAGCUGCUGAGCUAUGCAGUGGACGGGUGGGGGGUAAAUUUCAUCGACACUGCGGAGCUGUAUCCGCUUCCUGCUGCUGCUGAGUCCUUCGGUGCUGCGGAGGAGAUUGUGGGGAAGUGGCUUGCUGCUAGGGGAGCAGCAAAACGCGCGGAGCUGGUGCUGGCUGCCAUACCCCCUGGGAGUGCUGCACUGACUGCUGCUGCAGCGCAGCAGCAGCACCCUAGCAGCUGCAAUGGCAAGGAGCAGAAAGCGGCAGAGACAAAGACGAGAAGAAGAGAAACAAAAAGGAAACAGAAAACGAAAAGGUAA